AUGGCCAUCGACUGGGCCUUCCUCACGCACAAUCCGCCUCCCCCCACCCCCCCUCCGCUUGCCCCCCUGACCCCCCCGCUUUUCUCUCCCCCCCCAGCGGGCACCACGUACAUUUUCGGCAAGGGGGGGGCCCUGAUCACCUACACGUGGCCCCCCAAUGACCGGCCCAGCACCCGCGCCGACCGCCUGGCCCUGGGCUUCAGCACCCGGCAGCGCGACGCGGUGCUGCUGCGCGUGGAGAGCGCCGCCGGGCUCGGCGACUUCCUGCAGCUCCACAUUGUGCAGGGGGCUGUGGGGGUCCUGUUCAACGUGGGCACCGAGGACAUCGCGCUGGAGGAGCGGGGGGCGGCCGUCAGCGAUGGGCGCUUCCACGUCGUCCGCUUCACGCGCAGCGGCGGCAACGCCACGCUCCAGGUGGACGGCGGCCCCCUGCACGAGCGCUACCCGCCAGGCAGCGGGGACAGCGAGCGGCUGGCGCUGGCGCGGCAGCGCAUCCCCUUCCGCCUGGGGCGGGUGGUCGAUGAGUGGCUGCUCGACAAAGGCCGGCAGCUGACCAUCUUCAACAGCCAGGCGUGCGUGCGGGUGGGGGGCCGGGACCGCGGCCGCCCCUUCCAGGGGCAGCUCUCGGGGCUCUACUACAACGGGCUGAAGCUGCUGGCGCUGGCGGCCGAGGGACACCCCCGCGUGCGGCUCGAGGGGGACCUGCGGCUCGUGGGGGACCCCCCGCCGCCCCCCGCGCCCCCCGGCGCCACCCCCGCGCCCCCCGACAUGGCCACCACCAUCAUGGAGACCACCACCACCAUGGCCACGACCACCACCCGCCGCGGGCGCUCGCCCACCCUGCGCGACACCGUCGCCCAGAACACGGACGAUCUGCUGGUGGCCUCGGCCGAGUGUCCGAGCGAUGACGAGGACCUGGAGGAGUGUGAGCCGGGCACAGGCGGGGAGCUGGUGCUGCCGGCGUCCCCGGGCCCCCCCGCGCCCCCCGCCGCCCCCCGCGCCCCCCCGGGCUGCGGCCCCGACUGCGACGAGCCCUCGGGCUUCGCCUCGGGGGAGGCGGCGGACCCCGACCCCGACCCCGGCCACGCUCCCGGCCCCGAGCAGCCGCCGGCCGACGACGAGGACUUCGCGGGGCUGGGGGGCGGGGGGAGCCCCGAGGCCGCCGCCCCCCCGGCGGCCACGGCCGCGCCCCGCGGCGCCGGGACCGAGCCCACGGUGGCGGGCGCGGCUCCGCCCGGGCUGGUGCCCGCGGGCGAGCGGCACCCGCGGGAGGGCGCGGGCGGGGGGCGGCGCGGGGGGGGCUCGGCGCCUCCCGUGACCCGACGCCCCCCCGUGCCCCCCACAGCCGCGCCCGGAGCGGUGGAGGUGGUGCGGGAGGCGGGCGGCACCACCGGCAUGGUGGUGGGCAUCGUGGCGGCCGCCGCGCUCUGCAUCCUCAUCCUCCUCUACGCCAUGUACAAGUACCGCAACCGCGACGAGGGCUCCUACCAGGUGGACCAGAGCCGCCACUACAUCGGGGCCGCCCCCGCCGCGCCCGGGGGGGGCCCCGGGAGGGGCUCCCGGUGCCGCGUCCCCGACCCCGCCCGCCGGGACCCCCAAGGAGAAGGCGGCGGCCGCGCCCCCCAAAGCGCCGGGCAAAGCGCGGCGCAACAAGGACAAGGAGUAUUACGUGUGAGGGGGGGGUCUCCACGCGUGUCCCCCUGACCCCCCCCCCCCCGCUCCGCCCCGCCGCCACCCCCGGGGGGAUGUCACCUGCCCGCCCCCCCGACCCCGCCGCAGCGGGGGCGCCUCUGUGGUCUCUCUGUGUGUGUGUCCCCCCGCCCCGACCCGCCGCCGGGGAACCGGGGGGCGGCUCGCGGAGGGGGGGCGCGGGGGGGGCGCGCGGGACCCCCCCAGCGUGGGGUGCGGGACCCCUCCUCUCCCGAGAGGGGCGCGGGAUUCCCCCCACCCACCAAACCGCUCCCCUUCCCAACCUCGGAUCGGUUUUUUACCGCCCCCCCUCGCCCCCCCUCCCCGAGUAUUUCUUUGGGUUUAUUUUUUAAUUUCGAGAGCCCCGAUUGGCGUCGGGACCCCCCCCCGGGGUCCUGCCGGGACCCCCCCAAAAGCCGCCCCGAAUCCCUCCGAGCCCCCCCGGGCCGCCCCCCCGCCGCGCACAGAGGAAUACACGGUUCUAUACUUCGUA
Passer domesticus (house sparrow) is the source of this 2182-nucleotide messenger RNA. RefSeq names its product neurexin-1-beta-like. The record is from RefSeq and is a predicted model, not a curated record. Lineage: Eukaryota; Metazoa; Chordata; Aves; Passeriformes; Passeridae.